CAUGCAAAUCUCAUAAAAACAAAAAGGAAAAGAAAAGAACAAUAGAAACAACAAAAAGGAAGAAUACAAAAACGGAAACAUAAUUUUUGUUUCCAUUUGUACAAUUCUUGCAUCUCUCUCUAGCCAACUCCAAUAUCCAAAUACAGGCAAUUCUUCAAGAACACCACCACCAACCACCACCACCGCUCUAUAAAUAUGAUGAUACCCAUCUCUCACUUUCCAUUAACUCGUCAACAACCCAAAUCUUUCAUACCGAUCAUGUUCAAUCCAAUCAAAGAAAACCCUAAUCUUGAUCAUAUUCUCCCUCUAGACUUCACUGCUGUUCAAACUCUUCCUGAUUCCCACAAAUGGACUACUACUAAUAACACAGCUCACUCACCGGAAUUAACCUCCGGUAUUCCGAUCAUCGACCUUACCGACCAAAAUGCAGAUACACUCAUAAGACAAGCGUGUGAAAAGUGGGGUAUGUUUCAGGUGACUAACCACGGCAUUCCCUUUGAUCUUUUUGACAAAGUUGAGACGCAAACUAGAUAUUUGUUUGCUUUACCUGCUAACCGGAAGCUACUCGUUGCUCGGUCGCCGGAGGGGCUAUCGGGUUAUGGCCAGGCUCGAAUCUCAUCUUUUUUUACCAAGGAAAUGUGGUAUGAAGGUUUCACCAUUAUCGGUUCUCCGGCCGAGCAUGCUACCAAACUUUGGCCUAACCAAAACACCCUUUUCUGUGAGGUAAUGGAAAAAUAUCAAAAAGAAAUGAAGGCACUAAGCGAGAGGAUAAUUGUGCUGAUUUGCAAAUCAUUAGGCCUGAAUCCAGAAGAUCUGGAUUGCCUAUUCAGGCCCAACAACGAAUCCAAUAACAAUCAAGGUGUGCUCCAAUUGAACUCGUACCCAAUGUGUCCGGACCCGGAGCGAGCCAUGGGCCUGGCCCCUCAUACAGACUCAUCCUUACUCACUAUACUGCACCAGGGUGGGGUCAGUGGUCUCCAAGUCUAUGGAGAAGAGAUUGGGUGGGUUGCAGUCCACCCAGUGGAAGGUGCACUUGUGGUCAAUCUUGGUGAUUUGAUGCACAUAAUCUCCAAUGGUAGGUUCAAAAGUGCAGAACAUCAAGCGGUUGUGAAUAAGACACGUCAUCGUAUUUCAGCUGCUUAUUUUUAUGGCCCUCCUACGGAUGUGAAGAUCUCACCGUUGAAGAAGCUGAUAGAUUUUGAUCAUCCAAUGAUGUAUCGUCCUGUGACGUGGAAAGAGUACCUUGAUGCCAAGGCAUUGUAUUUUCACAAGGCUUUAGAGAUUAUCAAAACUUGAUGCAAAAUGAGAGUCAGAAUUAAUUCUGAAUCAAC
Messenger RNA from Mercurialis annua (annual mercury), 1331 nucleotides. RefSeq names its product gibberellin 3-beta-dioxygenase 3. Gene Ontology annotation, biological process: gibberellin biosynthetic process; response to light stimulus. The record is from RefSeq and is a predicted model, not a curated record. The transcript is spliced from 2 exons. Bases 196 to 1296 code for a protein of 366 amino acids. NCBI's taxonomy places the organism in Eukaryota, Viridiplantae, Streptophyta, Magnoliopsida, Malpighiales, Euphorbiaceae. Gene Ontology annotation, molecular function: gibberellin 3-beta-dioxygenase activity.